Messenger RNA from Tripterygium wilfordii, 1035 nucleotides. RefSeq lists its product as uncharacterized. Lineage: Eukaryota; Viridiplantae; Streptophyta; Magnoliopsida; Celastrales; Celastraceae. The record is from RefSeq and is a predicted model, not a curated record. The transcript has a single exon. The coding region runs from base 522 to 860 and encodes 112 amino acids.
ACUGCUAAUUAUAUGAAACAAUAAAAUAUCAAUACAGAUCCAAUUACACAACAGAUGAACUGAAGAUGACCAGAUUCUCCUAAAUUCCUCGCCAUCACUUAUCUCAAAUGACAAAAACCUUAGCCAACUGUAGCAGAGGAGACCGUAAAUCUACUUUGAUUUCUCCGCACAGAGGGAGAUAGCUCCUAUGCACCCUUUCAACUCUGUAUUGUCGUCUACAUCAAAAGCAGCUGCUUAGGUGAAGAUUUCAAAGAUCCCUCUAUUCCAUCUUGGGAUUUUCUUGCUGAAAAUUCUUCUGGGAUUUGUUCCUAUCUGACCCAGGAGGAUCUGAUUAGCCUCAAAACCCUCCAUCUCUUGCAAUUAAAUCCAAACCCAUAUAGAAAAUUUGGUCUUUUUUACUCCCUGGGGUUUGCAAGAUCAUUGCCAAUCAAGAGUUGUGUGAAUUGGGAAUUAGGGUUUUUCUUUAAGAGGGCAAGGGAAAUCGAAAUUGUGAAUUGGGAAUUUGGGGUUCUCUUGAAGAUAUGAAUUUUAGGAGCUUGGAAGAGUUCUGGAGCUUCUAUAUGAGUCAACACUCAAAACCAUCAACAAGGCGUUGGCACUUUGUGGGCACUCUUACAAGUAUCAUAGUUUUGCUGUUCUCAUUGCUCUUUAAUUGGAAGUUAAUGAUCUUUGUGCCUUUGUUUGGAUAUGGUUUUGCUUGGUACAGCCAUUUCUUUGUGGAAGGGAAUGUUCCUGCCACCUUUGGGCAUCCGAUUUGGUCUCUUUUGUGUGAUUUCAGGAUGUUUGGAUUGAUGCUAACUGGCCAAAUGGAUAGAGAGAUCAAGCGGCUUGGGAAAAGGCCUGUGUUGCAGGUUUUCUGAUCAUAAUGUAAGCAGUUUCUGCUUCCUUUGUAAUAUGGUUUGCAUCUCUAACAAAGAUGCUCAAUGCUUUCGUCUCCUUUUGUACUCAAAAAACUUAUUUGUGCUACCCGGCUAUAACAUUUUUAUUUUGAUUAGUUAUGAUUCUUUUAGUAAAGUAAAUUGAUAGGUUUCUGGA